Molecule: messenger RNA, 4498 nt
Organism: Ciona intestinalis (vase tunicate)
Lineage: Eukaryota; Metazoa; Chordata; Ascidiacea; Phlebobranchia; Cionidae
Source: RefSeq, a predicted model, not a curated record
UAUCCUGACUGUUUCAGGAUGUUGUUAAAAUUAAUAUUAUUCUUGGCCUGUUAUGUGUCUUUUGUCACUGCACAGGCGGUUCCGAGUGUUUAUAGUCCAGUCGCACUCUUCGAUUGCUUCAAUCCGAACAGCCUGGAACUAAUUAGAAUUAACACCAUGUGUGGAACUCUUCUAUCCCCCUGCUACCCCGAUAACUAUACGGUUGAGGUGGACGCCGGUAAAAAACUGUGGGAUAUUCAGUACAUUCCGCCGACGGGAAGAACCGUUGCAGGUUACCGACUUAACUUCAACGAUUUUGUAACCAACGAUUUCGGCGGCGACGGUGGAAUUAUUUACAUUGGUCAAACAAUAAGUGUGGAUUCUUCAACAAACGUUGCUGAAGCAGCUCGAGACAUAAGUAUUUCCGGUGAUGGAAGAACGGCACCAGGUUUUCUGAUACAACGAACUGGUGUUGCUGCCACAAAUGGCUUGAUUGGCCAUGUUUUAGAUUUAGACUACCCGCGGUGGUAUACGAACUUCUACUCAAGUCUUCAACCCGCAAGAAGGGGUUUCAAUAUUACUUACUGUGGAGAACUGAACUUGUGCGAUGCAGCAGCAAAUUAUUGCAAAAAUGGUGGAACUUGUUCUCGUGCCAGCUUUGGAGUUUAUAGCUGCGCUUGCACAGCUAGCUUCAUGGGCCCAACAUGUGAAAUUGAUGUUGAUGAAUGCCUUACCAAUCCUUGUCAUUCUCUUGCUACCUGCACUAACACAGUUGGAACUUUUAUUUGCACUUGUAAUGCUGGGUAUACUGGAGAUGGUCUUGCUGCUGGCACAUGCGCAAAUAUUAAUGAAUGUACCCUCCCAUCACAUAACUGCCAUGCUAAUGCAGCGUGCACGGACACUAUAGGGAGUUUCACAUGCGCGUGUAACACUGGGUAUACAGGGAAUGGUGUUACUUGCACAGAUGUUGAUGAGUGCACUGUGGGUACACACACCUGUCAUGCACAAGCAACUUGCACUAAUACUGUAGGCAGCUUCACUUGCGCUUGUAAUACUGGCUUCACUGGCAAUGGCUUGACGUGCACAAAUAUUAACGAAUGUACCCUCCCAUCACAUAACUGCCAUGCUAAUGCAGCGUGCACGGACACUAUAGGGAGUUUCACAUGCGCGUGUAACACUGGGUAUACAGGGAAUGGUGUUACUUGUACAGAUGUUGAUGAGUGCACUGUGGGUACACACACCUGUCAUGCACAAGCAACUUGCACUAAUACUGUAGGCAGCUUCACUUGCGCUUGUAAUACUGGUUUCACUGGCGAUGGCUUCACAUGCACAAAUAUUAAUGAAUGUACAACUGGUGCACACAAUUGUGAUGUCAAUGCCGACUGCACAGACACACCAGGCAGUUUUACUUGCCAAUGUAAAACAGGGUAUACUGGUAAUGGAAACUCAUGUGUAGAUAUUGAUGAAUGCACCCUCGGCACUGAUAACUGUCAUGCAAGCGCCACCUGCACGAAUACGGUUGGAAGCUACACUUGUAUGUGCAAUGCUGGCUUUACUGGAGAUGGAUUUACUUGCAUUGAUAUUGAUGAAUGCGUUUUGGGCUUACACAAUUGUAACACAAGUCUGAAUGACCAGGUUUGUUUAAACACAAUGGGAAGUUUUAAUUGUCUUUGCAACUCUCCUGAAUACAGAGGAACACCUCCAAGUUGCUUAGGAUAUUACUGCCCUGGAAACGUCAGUCUUCCGGCUACUUGUCUUAUACCAGGAUUUAUAGAGUGGCCAUUAUUCCAUGAUGGUUCUAAAAUCUUCAACAAUAACGAAGAAGUAACUUGGUUUGUUAAUAUGACCGGCCAAGUCAAUAAAACAGCCAUUAGAUUCAUCUUUCAAGAGAUUUCUGUGGCUCAUACUCAAGAUUACAUCAUAUUUAGCACAAGCCCUGAUAUUAAUGACUUAUCUGCUUUCUUGGCUGUGAUCACUGGUACAAAAACAAACAUACUGAAUCAACUUACUGCUGCAAGUUCAACAAACCCUGUUGGUUUUGAUGUAGCUACUUCUACCUAUAUUAUUCCAAGAACGGAAGUAUACAUUCAUUUCCACAGCGACAGAGAGAUCGUUUCAACCGGUUUUAAAAUCCGGUAUGACCCAGAUACGGAUGACUGUGUAACAUCGUCAGUAAAUUGUAAAAAUAACGGAACAUGCUCUGACCGUGUGUUUGACUAUAUGUGUGAGAACUGCCCAGGAUACACAGGAAGGGAUUGCGACAUGGACGAAGACGAAUGUAGCAAUUCAACUUUAAACAACUGUCAUGCAAAUUCUACUUGCACUAAUUUAAAUGGAACAUUUAGUUGUGCAUGCAAUGCACCUAGCUUUACUGGCAAUGGAACAUUUUGUCAGCCCCAUCUCAAUGUUACGAAUUUGGUCGUUUCAUCACCGCCUGGAGGGACUUCAUUAAAUAUAACUUUUGAUACAACUGCACCAUGGGGCACAGACCCUAACUACUUGAACAAUUACAAUAUACUUGUGUUUAAAGUUGGAAACACAACGCCCACUAACAUGACCACUGCAAAUGUAAACCUACCAGCUUUCCAGUCAACUGUGGUAUCCGGAUUACUGCCAGCAACAAGUUACUAUGUCCAAAUAACUGCUGGAGCACGUGGGCCGUUAUUCCCUACUGCUGUUUUUGAAAUAAAUGUGGCAAAUAUAACCUACCAGACUGCCGAUACAGUUCCCCUUGCCCCAAGCAACCUAAACGUGACAAGCAGUGACCAGGAUACGGUUCGCAUAGAAUGGACACGUCCCAAUGAAACAUCUAUUGGUAAAACCAUAGAAUAUACUGUUGAAGCCCAGAGGUCUGUACAGGAUUGCAUAACAUUCGGCGUACCAGCUCUAGGCUUUCAAGUGGAUUGUGCUCUUCCCAAGGAUUUUACUGUCUCAGCUUCUGCAGUCAUGAGCAAUACCUAUGUGUUGACUGGUCUUGUGCCGUACCGGACUUACAAUAUUCGAAUCCGUGCUAAGACAUCAGCUGGGUCUGGUCCUUGGAGCAACAAUGCAACUGCAUUUACUGGCAUCGAAUGUCCCGGUUUCCGACGCCCUGUUCCUGCCAGCCAACCGUCAUGUACUUUCCAAGAGGCUUCAAUACGGAGUGAAAACUUCCCUCGGCAAUACCCACCAUGGAAUGACACCUUUUAUUCUGUUGACUUCAGAGGACAAGGUGCAGUUCAAAUUGUGUUUGAUUUCUUUGCUACUGAGCCCAAUCAAGAUUACUUGGAUAUUAUAUUUGGAACUAUUAACUUUGCUCCACAAAUUCCAAACUCUAGGAUUCGAAAUAGUUUUACUGGGGACAUAACUGGUUCACAAUCCCCCAUAGUGUUCACCAUGGCUGAAACAGGAGGCAUCUUAACGCUAAGAUUUCACGCCGAUCUGUUUAACCCAACCGGAAAUGGUUCUUUUCCAGGAUUCCAAGUUCACUACGAAACAAAUUCAACCCGCUGCAGUCCCAACCCAUGUAUUAAUGGAGGAACAUGCACAGAUAUCCCAUUUGACUUCCAAUGUGCAUGUCCCACAAUAUGGGGCGGAAAAGUUUGCAAUCUACAACUUGUAUCUAUUGACGUCCAAUGUUCUUCUACGUCCCCAACUUCAUUCACCGUGAAUUGGAAUGUGACGUCCGCGUGGCAGAAUGAUGCAACUGUUAUCGCUGGAUACAAUGUAACAUACAGUGGUGCAGUGACUGAUUCUAUGAGGAAAGCCCUUGGUGAUAGUUCCGCUACCGUAUCCGGUUUCACAGGGUACCAACCAUACACUGUGACUGUCACAAUAUUAGCUGUCAGUCCUGCUACUGUACCAACUUCAAACACUUGCUCAGGAAACACUGCACAACAAACUCCUGACGCGCCGACGAGCGUGGUUGCCACUGCCACGUCUUCUUCUACAAUUGAUGUAACAUGGGUUGCACCUGUUGUCACUCGUGGUGUAGUUUCAUCAUACACUGUAACAUACACACAAACAGAAAAUGGAGUUAGUAUGAGCAAGGUAGUUUUCGUACCUGCCACCACCUCUAACUAUAUCUUCCCUCCCAGCAUACAGAACAUACAAUGUCUCUGUUUUAGCCACCACAGCUGGAGGGAAUGGACAAAUUGGAAUUGCAGCUGCCACUGCCAGAACUUUCGAAGCUGUUCCUGGUCCAGUUUCUGGCUUAACACUGACACCUACUGCUCGUACAAUUGCUGUUGCAUUCACUGCUCCUAUCAGCACUGGUGUAAUGAAUUAUGACGUUGAAUACUUUGUAACAACAGCGACAGCUGCAACAGCUACAACCAUAAGCACAGCUAACCCAUCUGUGACUAUUCCAACACUGACGCCAGCUACAGGCUACACUGUUAAUGUUUAUGCAAGAUCAGGUAUACCAGGUAGAAGUCCAGUACAAACUGCAACAACCACAACAGCUGAGGAUGUUCCGAGUGCCGUGACAGGUUUAUCUGUCUCUUCUACUGAUCCAAGCAUGAUGUUAGUUAUGUGGGGG